This is a messenger RNA of Bufo gargarizans (Asiatic toad), 3650 nucleotides long. Its product is annotated as dual specificity tyrosine-phosphorylation-regulated kinase 1B-like. NCBI's taxonomy places the organism in Eukaryota, Metazoa, Chordata, Amphibia, Anura, Bufonidae. Gene Ontology annotation, biological process: peptidyl-serine phosphorylation; peptidyl-threonine phosphorylation; positive regulation of DNA-templated transcription. Gene Ontology annotation, molecular function: ATP binding; transcription coactivator activity; protein serine/threonine kinase activity. Gene Ontology annotation, cellular component: nucleus. Bases 1250 to 3460 code for a protein of 736 amino acids. The record is from RefSeq and is a predicted model, not a curated record. The transcript is spliced from 11 exons.
ACACAGCCCGGCUUGUGGAGCGGAGCUCAGCCAGGGGAAGCUUCGGAAGCUCCCAGCGCCCUUUCCACUGAGAAUGUAUUCUUACCGGCAGCCGCCUGCUAUCGCCGGAGAGCGGGAAUGGCCAUCCUGCGCCUCACACCCAGCGGGCCGCUUUGACAGAUAGAUACGCGCUCUGGCUGCCGCGCUAUAAUACACUGAGGGGGGAGGAGGGGGUGUUUUUUUUUUUUUUUUUUUGUUUCCCGCCCGUUUUGAAACGGAAGCGGCGGGGACGCGCGGGGCGGGAGCGCGCCCCCUCCUGACACAGAUCUGCUCACGUUACUAUAAAUGGUUUGAAGCUGUGGGAGGCGGCAGCAGCAGCAGCUGCGUCGGCCGGGCUCUCGCAUACAGCCUGCAUUUAUAUAAGAGACUCUCGGCCGCAGGGACAUCCGAAGCAGGGGGGUCGCGGAGUGGGCUGGGCCGGGCCUGAGGAAGUCACCUAUUAUUGUGUCUGUGACGCGCCUCCCUCCACUCCCCCCUCCCCCGCGUUAGUGGCUGCAGUGGUACAUCCCAGGGUGUGGAGCCUCAGACAUAGGAGAGCACAAGAGUUUACAGAGCCGGGGAUUGCGAUCAUCUGGCCCGGGACAUCCCGCACCCAGCCCCCGUCUCCUCCCGGGGCCGAGCGACUACUGGAGCGCCGCGGCAGCCGUGCAGGCCGCCUCCUUCGCUGGGUGUGUGCGGCGCCGAGCCGCCGGAGUCUCCAGGACGUGACCUUCCAUGACCCGCGUUCACCUUGCCCUGGGUCCCGGGGCUGUGGACGGGCGGUCCGCGGAGCGGGCCCUCCGAGCGCUGCGCCUGUGCCUUGUCUGUCCGCACCCAUCAGGUAGCAUGCUUCCCCAAAGAUAAGGCCCAGCGCCUGGCCCUGGCCUAUUGCACUUGGUGGAACAGGGUUACUCAUCAUCCUCCUCGUCAAUGACUGGAUUAUUACUCUCAUCCUCCUCCUCCUCCUCACCGUUCCUGGUCAGAGAGCCUCUUUGACGCCCUGGAGUAUAUCUUCUGUCAGCCCCUCUAGAAGGCCUGUCACUUCUACCUGUAGCACCGGCCCCGGAUGACAUGGAUCCCUGACACUUCAGCCAUUUUACCCUUUGCCUUUUUUCUAAUUUGAUUUCUGUUUGCUGACAACUUGGUAUUUCCUGCUCUGACUACCACCUGCUGCUGUGUGGACUGUGCUUUUUGGACCGGGGCUUAUUAUUUUUUAUUGUGAAACACAUCGAUGGUGAUUACAUCCGGCUCUGAAGAGGCGCCCCCUCAGAGAAUGCUGACGGCGUUACCCACAGAAUGGGGCAGUAAGGAUCCGGCGUGUCCCUGCAGCAAGAAGCCUUCCAGAAGUGGCAGCAGUACAGGAUGCAAGUCCUCCUCUUCUUUCUGUCUGGCUGCCCCUUUUGCCUUUGUCCCCACUGAGGCAAGCAUGUCGAGCCAGCACAGCCACGCUCCUUUCUCCAGCCUUCAAUCAAUGGCUGAUCAUCAGCAGGUCCUGCCAGAUAUGACCAUUUUACAACGGCGGAUUCCAUUAACCUUCCGAGAAUCGGCAGCUGCACCUCUACGGAAGCUUUCAGUGGACUUGAUAAAGACUUACAAGCACAUAAAUGAGGUCUAUUAUGCUAAAAAGAAGCGCCGUGCCCAACAAGUGCCACCUGAAGACUCCAGCACGAAGAAGGAAAGGAAAGUGUUCAACGAUGGGUUUGAUGACGAUAACUACGAUUACAUAGUUAAGAAUGGAGAGAAGUGGAUGGACCGAUAUGAAAUAGAUUCACUGAUUGGAAAAGGAUCUUUUGGACAGGUGGUGAAAGCAUACGAUCACCAUGAUCAAGAAUGGGUAGCCAUUAAAAUCAUUAAAAAUAAGAAGGCUUUUUUGAACCAGGCCCAGAUAGAGCUGAGACUACUUGAGCUUAUGAACAAACAUGACACCGAAAUGAAGUAUUACAUAGUGCAUUUAAAACGACACUUUAUGUUUCGGAACCAUCUUUGUCUGGUGUUCGAGUUAUUAUCUUACAACUUGUACGACCUUUUAAGAAAUACAAACUUCCGUGGAGUCUCUCUAAACCUGACCCGAAAGUUUGCUCAGCAACUUUGCACCGCUCUGCUCUUCUUGGCCACUCCUGAGCUCAGUAUCAUUCAUUGUGACCUGAAACCUGAGAACAUUCUUCUAUGUAACCCAAAACGCAGUGCCAUCAAAAUUGUGGACUUUGGCAGCUCCUGUCAGCUUGGACAAAGGAUCUACCAGUAUAUUCAAAGCCGCUUUUAUCGGUCACCUGAGGUGUUACUGGGGAUGCCGUACGACCUGGCUAUAGACAUGUGGUCUUUAGGGUGUAUUUUGGUGGAAAUGCACACGGGAGAACCUUUAUUCAGCGGAUCCAAUGAGGUGGAUCAGAUGAACAAAAUAGUAGAAGUCCUGGGAACUCCCCCAAACCACAUGUUGGAUCAGGCCCCAAAGGCACGGAAAUACUUUGACAAACUUCCUGAAGGAACGUGGACUGUAAAGAAAAAUAAAGAUAUCAAGAAGGACUACAAAGUGCCAGGAACUCGUAGGCUCCAUGAAGUUCUGGGUGUAGAAACUGGUGGUCCCGGUGGACGCAGAGGAGGAGAACAGGGACAUUCGCCAUCAGAUUAUCUCAAAUUUAAAGAUUUAAUUUUACGGAUGUUGGAUUAUGACCCUAAAACUAGGAUUACCCCUUUUUAUGCGCUCCAGCACAAUUUCUUCAAGAAAACGACAGAUGAAGGGACAAAUACAAGUAACAGUAACUCUACAAGCCCUGCAAUGGACCAUAGUCACUCAACCAGUACAACUAGUUCUGUGUCCAGCUCAGGAGGAUCAAGUGGCUCUUCUAACGAUAACCGCAAUUACCGGUACAGCAACAGAUACUAUAACAGUGCUGUUGCCCACACAGAUUAUGAGAUGCAGAGUCCACAGGCUCAUUCUCAGCAGCAGAUAAGACUGUGGGCUGGCGGAGAUGUUCCAAUCACAAACAGCGAUUCCUACCCUCAGAUCUUACCUCACAAGCCUACUCCCAGUCAGCCGCAACAUUUUCAUGGAAACGAACCACAUCACCCCCACCCGCUGUAUCAUCAUGUUAACCGGCCACACUACCAUCGGCAGCUCAUCACCUCCUCUUCUCCGCAAAUCCCAGAGUCUAUGGAGCUCAGCUUGGGACACAGACACCCCCAGUCUUCCUCUUCAUUGCACCCACACCACCCUAGCUUAGACUGCACUCCGUUUGGCUCCUCAAACUUACACUUAGGGGUUUCUGCUUUUCGGACUAGAACAGUCAGUGGGCAUAACGAUUCUGGUGUGCCUCUGAAUUAUCCCUACUCUAGCAACACAUCCAGCAUGGUUGGACCACCUCAUAUCCGAAACAGGACGGAAACUGAAGAGAGUGCGAUGUUAGGCGUUUGUGUCCCUCAGAGUACAGCAGCAAGCUCUUGAUGAUUCUUUCAUGUAAAAUUAAAGCCAUACCAAUAAUAGAAAAUACUGAAUUCGGAGGAGGGCUGACAGGCUGCAGGGUGGGGUUGUGGAAAAAGGGUGAGCUGGCUUUUAUCACAACCAUCAAACAAAAAAAAUGUCAAGGUGUAGCUGUUAAUGUGAAUUGUUUAUUUAUUAAAAAAAAUCACUACGA